CUAUUACUAGAUUCGUAUUAAAUGCAACCUUGCACUACGCAAUCAGCUGACGCAAAUUGAAAAGUCAAACAACAACAUCUUUCAAAAUUACAACUAGGUCAAUAAACCAUCUCUUUAUUUCUUUACUGAAGACACAUAAAAAGGAAUAAUGGUUAUUUCUCGCCUUAUACGUCCAUUACUGACGGCGCGUGGAGUUAUGGGCCACACUUUGGGAAAACGUUCAAAAUUGGCAUAUAUGACCCAAGGCACACAUUUUCGCAGCGGUGCGUUGAAGCCAAAGCCACACCAAACACCAUUUGGCAUGGUAUUUGUGUUCUGCGCUGUGUUACCUGGUCUAUUUCUUGGCGCUGCUAUAAGUAAAAGUGUUGCUAAUUUCUUAGAGGAAAAUGAUCUUUUCGUACCAUCUGAGGACGACGACGAUGAUGAUGAUGACUAAAAUAAAUGUAUCCUAGCCAUUUGACCACUUUAAGAAAAAUAAUAUGGGCCAAAAAAAAAAUUGAUAAAUUAUCGAAUUGAAAUUUUUCGUUAAGAGCUUCUUGUUAAAUAAUUAUUAAAAGUACAUGUAAAUUUAUGAUUAAAAGGAAAAUCGUAUUUGUAUUUUAUAAUCAGUUGCAGGAUUCAUUAAGGAUUUAGUCUGUCCUGCCAUACGCGUGUUAGUCUUAAAGCCAAUAUCAAGGAAUAUGUUAACCCCAAAUUCAAACAAUUAUCGUCAGUAACUUGAAUCUACUUGGAUACGUGAACUCAACAAUUAAAUAGGAUAUGCAAUGAAAAUCACGAUGGCAAUUUCUUUAAAAUCUACAUUUUAUUGUUCCACAGUUUUAUUAGACAUUUCCUAUAAAUGUAAUUUAAAAUUAUUAUUAGAUAAUAAAUAUAAUACCUAAUCAAAAUAACCUUAAUUAAACUUUCAAAAA
Ceratitis capitata (Mediterranean fruit fly) is the source of this 911-nucleotide messenger RNA. It is a transcript of the gene EMRE, whose product is annotated as essential MCU regulator, mitochondrial. The transcript has 2 exons. Gene Ontology annotation, biological process: mitochondrial calcium ion homeostasis; calcium import into the mitochondrion. NCBI's taxonomy places the organism in Eukaryota, Metazoa, Arthropoda, Insecta, Diptera, Tephritidae. The coding region runs from base 149 to 436 and encodes 95 amino acids. Gene Ontology annotation, cellular component: uniplex complex; mitochondrial inner membrane. The record is from RefSeq and is a predicted model, not a curated record.